Oncorhynchus masou masou (cherry salmon) is the source of this 2824-nucleotide messenger RNA. RefSeq names its product G-protein coupled receptor 20-like. Gene Ontology annotation, biological process: positive regulation of Rho protein signal transduction; phospholipase C-activating G protein-coupled receptor signaling pathway. Gene Ontology annotation, molecular function: G protein-coupled receptor activity. Bases 1715 to 2815 code for a protein of 366 amino acids. Gene Ontology annotation, cellular component: plasma membrane. The transcript is spliced from 2 exons. The record is from RefSeq and is a predicted model, not a curated record. NCBI's taxonomy places the organism in Eukaryota, Metazoa, Chordata, Actinopteri, Salmoniformes, Salmonidae.
AGUAUAUUCACCUUAACUCAGGUCUAUAGAUCCAGUCCAGUAUAUACACCUUAACUCAGAUCUAUAGAUCCAGUCCAGUAUAUACACCUUAACUCAGGUCCAGCAGAGUAGGGGUCCUUUUUUGGUAGUGGGGGGCGAUGUGCUGUGUUUGGUUCCUGCUCAUUUUCAGGAGGGACCAUUCAAUGAAACACAGCUCCCUGGGCUUUGUCAUGGUGACACAAUGUUUAGGGGGCUGGGACGAAGAGAAUUGACUAGGACUGCAUUAGGCUGGUGAUCUCCAAUGCCCACAGACAGUUCAUAGUAAACACCCUGGGAAGACAGGUAACACUUGUGUUGCUAUUUUACCUGUGUAAUAACACUGUAAUUAAACCAGUAACAGAGUUGUAUUAGCAUGCUGUUACAUAAUACUUUAGUAAAUACAUUAUUUUGACAGUUUCAAUAAUGCAACUGGUUUGAUACCUCAAAAUGAGUCAGCACAGCUCACAGCAAUAGACUUUUCAGCUCAUUCUGCUGAACAUCGAUACUUUUUGUGUGAUAACAGAGUACUAACAGUGCAGGAGAAAUGAGGUCCCUAACAGGAAAUGUGGAAAAAGCUGAGACUCAUUCUGGAAGAUGAAUGUGUCUAGAAGAGGUUCACUCAUGGGUCAUUACUUAGCUGGUACCAGAGACAGACUGGCCGUAGGACAGUUCUGGCAAAUGCCAGAUGGGUCGUCAAUCUUUAGCCCGGUGGGCCUGUCUGAAUUGGGCUUUUUCCGGCGAAUUAUUAUUAUUCUGGCUAAUAAUUGAGACCUUGAGGGAAAAAUGGACCGGUGUUCCCCAGUCUGACCCUGAGUGGUACUGUACUGAAAUGAUGUUUUCCAUUCUAGAAGUGUCAAGUGGAAUCAUCAAACUAACUUCUCACUUCAAAUGAUCUUUGUUAUGAUUCACUUUGGUUGUCCUUGCUAACUUAAUGUUUGUAUUGAUGUGAAUAAUGGAAUGUGUGUUUUAAAGAGAUCCUAGAUCUUGAGUUGAAAUGCAGUCAUAUGUUCCUCAUGGCUGUUAUAGGAGGAUGUCACUUGAUUUUUCUCAUUUGUAUGAAACCUCUGAAAUCAGCUUUUGUGAAAAAGACUUACCAAUUUCCAGUUACUUUUUUUUUCAGUCUCACAGGAAUAAAUUCCGGGAUAUUCCACAAGACUGUAUUCGCUUCCCAAAUGGCACCCUAUUCCCUUUAUAGCACACUAUAGUGCCCCCUGGUCAAACGUAGUGCACUAUAAAUGGAACAGGGUGCUAUUCAGAAACAGUCUGUGGUACAGAGAGUCCUUGUUUAGUGAUGUCACAGUUCAUGUAAACUUAGGAAGACUUCCUCUCUAAGUAUCCUCAGCUAAAAGACCGGGGACCGGAUUAGUUAGUGUGAUGCUGAGCGGAAGAGCAGACAGGGAGGCUAAGGCACAGAGAGACAGAACUGUGGGGUUUCCUUUUAAAUGUUUAGAUAUGGGAAGAGUGCAGAGCCGUAUGCUGGGGAGCAGAGGACCAGAGGUAAACAGUGAAAUGAGGCGUUGACACAGUAGAGGUAUAAACUAGUAAGCUGUAGGGGCAGUGAGGUUCUGGAUUGAGGAGGCCCUGGUCUCUCUACUAACCUCAAGGGGACCAAGACGUAACCUCAAACUGGCCAACAGAUUUAUUGAUCUCCUCACUCUUCUCUAAGCUUUGAGGCCGCGGGGCCAACCACAGAACCAUGGAGCCUGCCUAUACUGGGAUGUCACUGGAUAACUCGACCUCAACAGUGAUGCCCAUGGCGACCUCCGCCGGCAACACCAAUGUGAGCAGAGAGCCAUACAUGCACCGCCUGGCCCAUCUAGACGAAGGUCUCUACAAUGACUUCUACAGCCUGUGGAUCUGUCUGGUGGUGGUCAACACACUCAUCUUCAUGGUGGGAAUGGUUCUCAACACCCUGGCCCUGUAUGUGUUCUGCUUCCGCACCAAGCCCAAGACCACCUCAGUCAUUUACACCAUCAAUCUGGCUGUCACAGACCUACUGGUUAACCUCUCCCUGCCCACACGUAUCAUUCUCUAUUACAGUGGGGGAAAGUGCCUCAACUGCUCCUACGUGCAUAUAUUCAGCUACUUUGUCAACAUGUACUGCAGCAUCCUCUUCCUCACCAGUAUAUGCGUGGACAGAUACCUGGCCAUAGUACAGGCUGAGGCCUCUAGGAAGUGGAGGAACCCUAACGUGGCCAAGGGGGUGUGCAUUUUCAUCUGGCUCUUCGCUAUCGUGGUCACCUACUCCUUCCUCACCACGGCGUUCCGACACGCGGGCUGCUGCGUCUCCAAGCUCUUCGUCCUGACUGUCUUCGAGUUCUUCCUCCCCUUGGUCGUCAUUGUGGUGUUCACCGUGCGCAUCAUGUGUGCCCUGUCCAACUCCAGUCUGAUGCAGCAGAGCAGAGAGAGACGCGUGCGGGCCGUGCAGCUCCUCACCACUGUCCUGGUCAUCUUCACCAUCUGCUUCACCCCGUUCCACGUCAGGCAGGUGCUGGUGUACUUCUACCCCGACAUGCCCCACCACAUCAUUGUCUACCACGUCACCGUCACCCUCAGCAGCCUGAACAGCUGCAUGGACCCCAUCGUCUACUGCUUCGUCACCAACAACUUCCAGUCCAGCAUGAGGGGCUUCUUCCGCAAGGCGGAGGCAGAGCUGGAGCAGACCAGUGGGAACAUCAUCAGCAUGCAGAAUAGCUCCAAGGGCUCGGGGACUGUCACAGCUAUCGCUCACAGUGUGAUGAUGAACGUCCUGUCCUCCUCCUCUCCCCAGCAUGGGAACCACAUAGCGUUAGACUGAGAAAGGGAU